Messenger RNA from Linum trigynum, 3884 nucleotides. The record is from the annotation of a GenBank genome assembly. NCBI's taxonomy places the organism in Eukaryota, Viridiplantae, Streptophyta, Magnoliopsida, Malpighiales, Linaceae.
CUAAUAUUCUCUGUACGUAUGGUAUGAUGCACUUUAUCAAAUGUCGGCGAAGAGAUGCCAUUGCCAUGGGAGCGGUUGCAUGUGUCUAGCCAAUUGGGGCCGUAUAUUCGGUGGCCCUGAAUGACGAUAAGGAUCUUCUAGUUUAGCCUUUAGGGAAAGUUCAGGAAUCAAAUGGCCGUCGGUGUAUACAAAUGGCGACGGCGAAAGACAUUAAGUCAAAUAGCCUGUAGCAUGUAGCUCCAAAUUCCUUAGCAUUCCGUUCGGACCACCAACGAGAGUUACCUCCGAUCCCCCUAGUUUUAGUAGGGGUGAAAGCUUGUCCUGGAAGACCCAAUGACCCGUCCCGACCCGUCCCGUCUCUAAGGGUCAGGACGAGUCAGUUUGUCUACAGGGACAGAUUAGGGACGGGCCAUUUGUUGACCCCUAUAAGGGUCGGGACGGGUCGGGACAACUUAGGGACGGGUCACGUUUUGACCCUGUGACCCUUAGCAACAAUAAAUAUCUCAUACUUCGUUGGACCUUUUUGUAAAGUUUUAAAAGUUUAGGUACUAAUUUGUAAAAAUAAAAAAAUUUGGGUACCAAAACGUAAUUUUACCAUCAAAAUUUAUGGACUUAUUUGUAAAAAAAUUAAAAUUUAGGUAUUAAAUUGUAAGAAAAAAUAAUUUUGGGUACCAAAAUGUAAUUUGUAAAAAAGUAGUGUGUUGAUUAGGGUCGACCCACUGACCCGGCCCGUCCCGUCCCGUCCCAACCCUUGAGGAUCAGACAGGGUCAAGAAGGAGACAGGGACGGGACGAGACGGUUAUACAUCUUGACCCUUCAGGGACGGGUCAGACAGGGACAGGGACGGGACAGGCAAAUUUUCAGCCCUAAGUUUUAGUGGUAGACUUUUAAGUUUUAACUCUUGAAAUUAAAGUUUGUUGUAUGUUUGAAUCUCCAUUACUCUUUAUAAAGUAGAUCAGAUACCUCAUUAAUUACAAUAGAAUUUGAAAUAGAGAACACAAUUAAUCGUAUCGACGUGAGUCUGUGGCGAUGACUGAACUCGCUAACUAAGAAGAUCGACUACAUAAGUGACAUCCGAAAAAGACAGCAUGAUUAGAAACUGGUGACGAGGCGUAACAACGCAGUUGAUAAUUCUGCUCAACCGGAGUUGCAACCUGAUGUGUAGCGCCUAAAGUCUGAUCUCAACCAAUAUGUCUAAACAAGUGAAGGAAUUGCUUAAUACGUCCAAGUCAAGGAAUUGAUUCCUUCUAUCCUUGUUGUUGCCGGUAAUUUAGGGAUUUUCAUAACCGGAAAAUUGACAUGUUUUUUUCCACCCUCAAUCGUAUUAAUAUGGUAUCUAAAGGAACAAUACAUGAUAUCAAACAAAAACAAAAAAAAACAUAUAAGAUGGGAGAAGGAAUCAAUCAUAAAUAGGAGCCAGAGGUCCAUAAGACUCUUCUACGUACUCCAACCCCAUGCAUGCAUCCAACGAACCGCCUCUGCGCGUUUUGCACGUGCAAGGAAAGGCAAACCCUUCUUCUCUCCGUACACCAUAUUGCUUCUUCGUGCACUAUAAGAGCAACCAAAACUCCAAAAAGAAUGGAAACAAUAGAGAGAGAGAGAGUAAAAGGAUUCUGCUCUUCACGAUGUGGCGAGUGGCAGCGGCCGGUUGUGGCGGCCGUAAUGAUUCUGCAGGCACGUCCCUCGAUCCAGCACAUGAUUGUUUCUGUUGAAAACGAGUUGAGAGGGAGAAACCUGAUUGUUCAUUGUCGAUCCAAAGACGACGACUUUGGAGCCAACCUCGUUGAUGUGGGUUCUCGUUUUGAAUGGAGUUUCGAGCAGGAUGUUUUUGGGAAGACGCUCUAUUGGUGCAAGCUGGCCGUGCGAGAUAGACGUCUUGCUUUCAACGCAUAUGAGGGGUCAGCUGACUACCUUCACGGUCAUGAUGUUUCGUGGCUCGUCAGGGAGGAUGGGAUUCAUCUAGUGGAUCCUCAUGGUAACAUAGUAGGAUUCUAUCGACGGGAGUGGAACCACCCAUUAGCUCUAAGUUAAAGGUUGUCGACCCGCAGGUUGACGUUUCAGUUGACGUGAAUUAACGCUGAUCAUGUGAGGAAAAAGAUUGCCACAUCCUCGGUUCGACCCGUAGUAAGGUUUUAACGGUUGAAGGUCACACAACGUCUUCUUCUUCUUUGGUUUACCAAUUGGGUCUCUUUUCUGAUUUUCACCUCGCCUAAUGCUAUAUUUGAAAUUCUGAGUUGAACUUUUGAAUACUGAUGUUAUAUGUGUGUGUUUGAAUUUUCACUAUAUUUUGGAUCUAACUACGAACUGUUAUUUUGUUGUAAUGUUAAAUGUUAUUACCAAUUUUUUAGCUGAGAUUUUAUAUGGUUUAUAAAUGUAUGAACAAUUGUAUAAUUUUUUUCAUAUAUCCGAAUCAAACCGGGCUAAAAUGAUCGGACUUCUAACCCUCAACCCACCUGUUCAACUAGGCCAACGGAUCUAACCCACCUGUUCUACGUAUGAUGGCUCCGAAUAGUUGUUUUCAUGUUCGAUUUGUAGAUCGGAUUAGCCAAAGGGUAGCACAUCUUGUGGUUCGGAAUGCCCUUUUUUGCCUACGACUUCGUAUCGAUUGUAUGAUUUAAAGGAAUGGUACUUCAUUUUGGGCCAUGCGGGCCUGGAUGCUGCAUACAAUGGGCCUUUCUUAUUGUUUGAUAUUUAGGAGACUUUGAAGGAGUGGAGGUGCCUACACUGCCCUCGGUUGAGGUCGUGAUUGACAUAGGCAGUUGGCAUUACAAAUCACAACCAAGGUUUAAAUUCCAUCAUUAUGAUACUAGCUUCAACCCCUGCCCUUUGGGCAUGUAGCUUUUUCGUUUAUUAUGUAUAUGUAUAAUCUUUUUAUUAAAGUAACAAAUUUUCUAAAAUCACAUAGAUAAUCUGUAAAAAACGUCAAAUAGAUUCAUCAAAAGUUUUUAAUAUCUCUUAUUAAAUUAGAACACAAAACUCACCUCCUUGAGAUACCUAAAAAGGAGAGAAAACAUGCAUCUCAUUUUUCAGUAAAUAGUGGAAUGUGCAUUCAUCUUAAUGAUGAUUCAAAGAAAAAUAUGGUGGGCAUAUCAUAUUAUCUUGCAACUUAUACUUUAGUCAAUUUAUGGAAUUGCAUACGAUGCUUAAUCCUACCGUCUAGAGUUAAGAGUUAUUUAACAACAGACAUCUAGCAAGUGAAAAUCCAACUGAUGUGGUAGAUUAGAAAUCUCGAAGAAAGUUAGAUUGAGUCUUUAAAUAAAAAUGAUGUUAUAAAAAAAUUGUCAAGUGUUGAGAAUGAGCGAGAUUAUGUGCAUGAGAGAAAAUUUUGAGGGGAUGGAAAGGUUCUUUGACUUAUGUGGAUAGGCUAAGUUUUGUAGAAAGUUCACUCGGUACUUGGUAACACAAAUAUUUAUUAGAAUAAUUUAGAAAAUAUAUUAUUAUUAUUUGAAUGAGUAAAUCAUUAUAAUUAUGAUUAACUAAUUAUCAUAAAAAAAUAUUAAUAAAUUAUCCAACAAUUUCUCUCUCAUCUCUCACGGAACCAAAAGAAAGGGAGAGAAAAAAAAAACAAAGAAAAGGGGUCGCACUGUGGAAGCAAAAUUCUUAAAAGGAAAGAAGCCCUGUCCAAAUAAUUGGCAGUUAGCAAACGGAGAAGAGAAACAAAAUUAAAAGAAAAGAACAAAAAGAUCAAAAGAAACCGUUCGGAAGAGGGAAACAUUAAAAGAAAAUGAAAAUUCAGUAAUCACCGAGAAGAGCGGAGAAGCCAGCGAGGCUGACGUGGAGAGGAGUCCGGAUCUGGUGACUAAGGGGGGGUGCUUAGUCACUUGGCUAAGCCCCCCUCAGCCUUUAGAUUAAUCUAAUGGUCCAGAUAAAGUGUUCAAUUAUUA